Messenger RNA from Pleurotus ostreatus (oyster mushroom), 336 nucleotides. RefSeq lists its product as uncharacterized. Bases 1 to 336 code for a protein of 111 amino acids. Gene Ontology annotation, cellular component: membrane. Gene Ontology annotation, molecular function: transmembrane transporter activity. The transcript is spliced from 3 exons. NCBI's taxonomy places the organism in Eukaryota, Fungi, Basidiomycota, Agaricomycetes, Agaricales, Pleurotaceae. The record is from RefSeq and is a predicted model, not a curated record.
AUGCACGAUCAUCGGUCGGAAGAUUCGAUUGAGGACUCUGAUCCCGACGCCGAGUUCGGGGGCCACGCUGCCAGAGUUGCUCUGGAGAAGAAAUUAUUGUGGAAGAUCGAUCUUCGUAUGAGCAUCUUGAUCGUCAUUUACAUCCUGAAUUAUAUCGACCGAAAUAAUGCAGGCACCGCGUGGCUACGCGGAUUCGAGGCCGACUUGCAUCUGCAAGGCCAGCAAUUCCCUACUCUCCUGUCUAUCUUAUAUGUGGGAUACAUCAUCAUGCAAAUUCCGUCGUUCGUUACCAUCAUUUCCUAUCUCCAUGUACAUGUGUCUUUAAUGGACCAAUGA